CCUGCUUGGGAAGUGGGAGGACCCGAAAAGGCGUCGCAAAAGGGAGAAUUGUUUGAGAGCUCAGUCAUCCAAAAACGGCCUUUCAAUGUGAGAACUUGGGGAGCCGAAGAAAAAUGUCGGUGGCAUCGCAGUAAAUUACCAAAGCAGCGAGGCUUUAGAGGGAAAAGAGAAGUAAAAACUUUUGUUUUUUGGGACUUAAACUCACCGCAGAGGAGACGAAGAGAAGAUCGGUCGGUUUUAAACGAGGUGUGAGCACCAAAUCCUGAAGUUUGGGGGGUAGUGUAUGGAAGAUGUCUGGAAAGCGAGACUGGACUCCGUGGAUGAAAAAGAGAAGGGCUCCAGUGUUGUGCGCUCUGGGUGCAGUGCUGCUGUGCUGCCUGCAGGGCGGCGCCUGUCUAUCUGAUGAGGUGCCAUUCUUCACUGAGGAGCCCAUGUCCGUGGUGCAGAAGCUGGGCGGCAGCGUGAAUCUCCGCUGCAGCGCCCGGCCGACCUCCGCCAACAUCAGCUGGCGCCUGAACGGCAUGGAGCUGCUGGACGGGUAUCUGGGUGUGGUUCUGGGCCCCAACAGCCUGUACAUCCCCACCCUGUCCAACCUGACUGUGGGCCGAUAUCAGUGUGUGGCCAGCACCAACGCAGGGUCCCUGGCUAGCGUUUCUGCUAACGUCACCGCUGCCAAGCUGCGGGACUUCGAGCCCGACGACCAGCACGACAUCGAGGUGGACGAAGGCAACACGGCGGUCAUCGAGUGUCACCUCCCCGAGAGCCAGCCCAAAGCGCAGGUCCGAUACAGCGUCAAACAGGAGUGGCUGGAGACUUCCAAAGGGAACUACCUCAUCAUGCCGUCAGGGAACCUGCAGAUCGCCAACGCCACUCGGGACGAUGAGGGGUCGUACAAGUGUGCCGCCUACAACCCCGUCACUCAGGAAAUCAAAACAUCGUCCUCCACCGACCGCCUGCGUAUACGCCGCUCCACCUCCGAAGCGGCUCGCAUCAUUUACCCCCCGGCCUCUCGCUCCAUCAUGGUGACUAAAGGCCAGCGGCUGGUGUUGGAGUGUGUGGCCAGCGGCAUCCCCACCCCCCAUGUCAUAUGGGCCAAAGACGGGCAGGAGCUGCGUUCCCAUAACAACACGCGCUUCCUGCUCAGCAACCUGCUGAUCGACACGGUGGGCGAGGCCGACUCGGGCACCUACAUCUGCAGAGCGGACAACGGCAUGGGCUCCGACAGCUCUGCCACGGUGCUCUACGACGUGCAAGUGUUCGAGCCCCCCCAGGUGACGGUGGAGCUGCUCCAGCAGGAGGUGGUGUUCGGGGAGACGGUGCGUUUCUCCUGCAAGGCUCGCGGUAAACCCACCCCCUCGGUGAUGUGGCUUCACAACGCCCGGCCCCUCGCCCCGUCUCCCCGCCACCGCCAAACCGCCAAGAUGCUGCGCGUCUUCAACGUGGGCCCCCAGGACGACGGGCUGUACCAAUGCAUGGCCGAGAACCAGGUGGGCAGCUCCCAAGCCUCCACGCGCCUCAUCACUGUAUCAACUGGAAUUACAUCCAGGGGGAAGCUGCCCACUAUCUACAAGCCUGUCAGCCCCGAUAAGGUGCUUAAAGAGCAGGCUCCUGUGAGGCCUGGGCCUUCGGGGGCCAUGUUGCCUCUCGACUGCUCUGAGCUGCCGGGACAGAUCCUCCCAGCCGACGCUCCCAUCAUCCUCAGCCAGCCCCGCACAGGCAAGGCUGAUUACUACGAGCUCACCUGGAGGCCGAGGCACGAGAGAGGAGUCCCUGUGCUGGAGUACAUGGUCAAAUACAGAAAGGUGGGAGUCCCUCUGAUGGAGUGGACCUCCAGCUGUAUAUCAGGCGCUCUCCAUAAGCUGACUCUGGCCAAGCUGCAGCCGGACAGCCUGUACGAGGUGGAGAUGGCCGCCAAAAACUGUGCUGGUCUGGGACAACCUGCCAUGAUGACCUUCAGAACUGGCAAAGGUCGCAGAGGUCAAAUGGACCCUCCAAAAACUCCUGCUGUUCCUUCACCAAGCCUCUCUCCUCCUGAAGCCCCGGACAAGCCCACAGUCUCCACUGCAACGGAAACGUCGGCGUACGUGACUUGGAUUCCUCGUGGUAACCGCGGCUUUCCCAUCCAGUCGUUUCGGGUGGAGUACAAGAAGGUGAAGAAGGCUGGAGAAGACUGGGUGACUGCGGUGGAAAACAUCCCCCCAUCUCGCCUCUCUGUGGAGAUCACGGAGCUGGAGAAAGGUACCUCCUAUAAGUUCAGAGUUGUGGCGGUGAAUGUAAUCGGUUCCAGUCCUCCCAGUGCGCCCUCCAAGGCCUACACGGUGGUGGGGGGGAGGACCCAUGAACGCCCUGUUGAUGGACCCUACAUCACAUACAAUGAAGCCAUCAAUGAGACCACCAUCAUUCUCAAGUGGACGUACACUCCCGUAAACAACACGCCCAUCUACGGUUUCUACAUCUACUACCGGCCGACGGACAGCGACAACGACAGCGACUACAAGAAGGACGUGGUGGAGGGGGACAGAUACUGGCACUCCAUCGCCGACCUGCAGCCGGAGACCGCCUACGACAUCAAGAUGCAGAGCUUCAACGAGAAGGGCGAGAGCGAGUUCGGCAACGUGGUGAUCCUGGAGACCAAAGCUCGUCCUCAUCACCACCGCCCGCCCCCCUCAGAGUCCCCCGACCACCCGAUGGGUCCCCCCAGCGGCCUGGUGCCUCGGCCCGGAGACCUCCCCUACCUCAUAGUUGGUAUAGUCCUGGGAGCCUUCGUCUUCAUCAUCGUCGCCUUCAUCCCCUUCUGCCUCUGGAGGGCGUGGGCCAAACAGAAGCAAAUGUCGGACCUGUGUUUCCCCGCGGUGGCGGCCCCCGGGUCGUCCUGUCAGUACACCAUGGUUCCCCUGCAGGGCCUCGCUCUGGUUGGCCACUGCCCUCUGGACAGUCGCAUGACCGCACCACAUGGGGUCUACCCGGCUAACGGGGAAUGCAUCGGGAACGGCAAACUUCACCACAACACACACUGCCUGCCAGGCCUGCAGCAGGACUGUGACAUGGAGUGUGACACGCUGUUACCACAGAUGGGGUCUAACGGACAUCUGCCUGUUUACCUCUACUCCAACAGAGGUCCAGACCAUCAUGAACAUAGUUGCUGUCCUGCAGAUGACUCCACUCUGCAGCUCCUCGACUCUUCCCAUCAGCCCCUGGGUUCUCAGGAGCUGGGAGGAGAUGGAGACUUUUAUGUUGAAGAUGAAGCCGAGGAUGACGUCAAUUACAAGCCAGCCUCCUUUCCUCUUCUCUCUCUGGAAGACGAAGGGAUUUUCACCACGCCGUCUUCAGCGGCCACGACACCGCAAUCCCAGGACAACACCACGAUACAGGAAGUGAACAUCCUCCCAAAUGAAGCCUCCCCCGAGGGCGAAGGGACAGCCAACACAACAGAUGCAUAAAGAGACUGUUCAGCAGAAGAAAACAAGAGAAAAUAUUUAUUUUUGUAUCACAGAUAUUUAUAUAUUUAUGCUUUUGUACAUAGUCUCUGGUUAUACUGUAUAUAAGGUUAUUUUCACAUUGAAAAAAAGGCUCUUGCUGAUCUGUUUCUGCGUUUCCUGGGGAGGGAAAUAUGUUUUUAUUCCUUGUGUGAAGAUCAGCCUUAAGUCUGCAGAGGAUUCCUCGCAGCUCAGCACUUCAUGUCUCCUUUCCUCGCACCAUUCCUCCCUUUCCUCCAUCCUUAGAUAACUCGCUUUAAAGGGACCAUUGGAACCAGUCUCACGCUGUAAUUAUAAGGCGCUUCAUCGCUUCUGUUUCUAUAGCAAUAACCCAUGUAUUAUGCAUUGUUCAUCAUUAACAACCUAUUAACAAGUGUAUGCAACAUAAGUCUGUUUCAGUAGUGUACAAGAGAUUAUAUAUUGUAUAGUUAUUUAUUUUUUUAAAUCACUGAAUGGGAGAGAUUCUGGAAAAAUAUCUUUAACUCUUAAAGUCAUCGAUAAGCUGAACUUGAUACUGCAACCACGUCUGUGUUUACUCAUUAGCUGGUUACCAAAUGACGGCCAGGUGAGGGCUGUGACAGGUGUGUCAGUAUUAUUCCUCCUCACAGGUCCAAGUAUUAGUCUUUGCCAGAGACAUCUGCAAUCGAAAUGAAGGAGAUCCUGAAUCUACGUCCCUUUAUCAGUGUGGCCGCUCUGUGGUUGCACAUGCUGGAGCACUAUUGCAUGUAAAUAAAAGCUUAUAAAAUUGA
Messenger RNA from Trematomus bernacchii (emerald rockcod), 4225 nucleotides. RefSeq names its product BOC cell adhesion associated, oncogene regulated (gene boc). NCBI's taxonomy places the organism in Eukaryota, Metazoa, Chordata, Actinopteri, Perciformes, Nototheniidae. The transcript is spliced from 18 exons. Gene Ontology annotation, biological process: cell-cell adhesion; axon guidance; nervous system development. Gene Ontology annotation, molecular function: protein binding. The coding region runs from base 291 to 3440 and encodes 1049 amino acids. The record is from RefSeq and is a predicted model, not a curated record. Gene Ontology annotation, cellular component: axon; plasma membrane.